CCUCGAGCAAUUUUCCUGUGGUUCCCGGACGUUCCGUUGGUCCACUCGUGCUUGGAUCACCAAUUGGGGAUGUCAUCGAUGUCAUUACGGAUAUGAACUUGCAGCAUGUGGAAUGCAAGUAUGGGGAUUUGGAACCAUUCGCGGCAGAUAUAGUAAUCAACCUAUCCGAAAAUGGCAUAUGUCUGAGAUUUGAUCCUGUCACGCAGUUACUUCGAUUGAUCGAGCUCUAUGACUUCUCCAAAUACGUGCUUGCAUAUAGUGAUGUGGAGUUCAACUCCCUUCACAACCUCCCGACUUUCGUCACGAUCUAUAAACUCUUCGGCCCCAUCUAUCCGGGCCAAUUUGAUCCGAGGCUGGAGCAGUACACCCUCACGUACCCAGGGAUAUCUUUCCUGUUUCCAGUACCAGCAAAGUAUAUCUCACAGGAUUCCAUACCUGAUCUCCCACUAUCGUUUCCUGAUGGGACCACACCCGUCUUGAAUCGGUUCUACGUAUUCACCGGAGCUGAUAAAUGGAGGGACGCCGUGGCCCCGCUGCCGAAAUCGGACGUUGGGGAGGUCAUUGCUGAGAUCGGUAAUGGCAUACACAUGCCGAAUCGCCGUCGCGGGGAACGGUUAUCGAUAGGUUUCGGGAUGCCGGCACAAGAUGUGCUUGAUGUUUUGGGGAAGGCCGAAGGGAUGCGGGUGAAGAAUGAUGAACAGAUCAAGAUCUUUGGGGCGGAUGAAGCUGCGGAGGAAGAGGAGAGGGGUGAUUACUUUUGGUCGUACUUUUCCGUUGGCGUCGACAUUCUGUUUUCAGCUGCAACACAUUGCGUCAAGAAGAUCGUUCUGCACACCAACCCAGUUGGGUCGUGGGACUUUACACAGUACAGAAAGUGCCGGUUUCAGAUCAAGCCGACCGAAGGUCGAACGCAACCUAUCACUUCCGAAUCGAUGUGGCCAGAUAUCCAGCGCGCACUUCAUCCAACUCCCGCACCACGACCUGUUGUGCAUAACAAGGGAGGACAUCAAAAUCCGUUCGGGGCGACGUGCUUUUACGGGUAUUAUGGUGUGGUGUUUGAGGUUGUGAACAAGACAGGGCAGUUGGCAUCGUUGACCCUGUUUGAAAUAUGAGACUGCAGAGUGCGGUUUUUGGCGCCGGGGAGAGAGCAGAUGCAUAUGAGACCUGUAUGGCGUAAUCAAAGUGAAACGGAGUAGUUUGUUUCUGCGAGAAUUGGAAGUUCACGGUAAUCUUUCAGAUGUCUUUCUAUAUGCUACAUAGAACGAAAGUCAGGGGAUGAGACCUUUGACAGAUGACAAAAAAAGGACGAGCUCCGAACAUCUAUCCGUCGUGACUGAUGAAGUCCAUGAUUGACCGCGAGGAAUGCUUAGCGAUUUGGCA
Messenger RNA from Fimicolochytrium jonesii, 1380 nucleotides. RefSeq lists its product as uncharacterized. Gene Ontology annotation, cellular component: trans-Golgi network. Gene Ontology annotation, biological process: Golgi to plasma membrane protein transport. The transcript has 12 exons. The record is from RefSeq and is a predicted model, not a curated record. The coding region runs from base 93 to 1112 and encodes 339 amino acids. NCBI's taxonomy places the organism in Eukaryota, Fungi, Chytridiomycota, Chytridiomycetes, Spizellomycetales, Powellomycetaceae.